Molecule: messenger RNA, 3326 nt
Organism: Exophiala xenobiotica
Lineage: Eukaryota; Fungi; Ascomycota; Eurotiomycetes; Chaetothyriales; Herpotrichiellaceae
Exons: 4
Coding region: 207-2453 (748 amino acids)
Biological process (GO): vesicle-mediated transport; intracellular protein transport
Cellular component (GO): membrane coat
Molecular function (GO): clathrin binding
Source: RefSeq, a predicted model, not a curated record
CGGAAAGUGACGCGGAGCUCAUCUGGCUCUCUUGGUUGAUCUGACAGCAUCUUUCUUGCCAUCACCUUAUGCGAUAACUCCUCUCUGUUGACGAAAACCCAAGGCGGCUCUGGACAUGGAACGAUAGCCCCUCGAAUUCUACCGGAGUACCAAGUCCGCCACGAGAUCCCCACGAGCGCCACGAGUAUUACUUCCGUACCGGCAGGAUGGCUAUGAAUAGGAUGAGGAAUGCGUUCGCGCCUCCGCGAAAGGGAGAGACCUUCGAACUCCGGGCUGGACUUGUAUCACAAUAUGCCUACGAGCGCAAGGAAGCCAUUCAAAAGACGAUCAUGGCGAUGACCCUGGGCAAGGACGUGUCGGCAUUGUUUCCAGAUGUUCUCAAGAACAUCGCAACGGCGGACCUCGAUCAGAAGAAGCUGGUCUACUUAUAUCUCAUGAAUUACGCAAAAUCGCAUCCCGACCUCUGCAUCCUCGCCGUCAACACAUUCGUACAAGACUCCGAAGACCCCAACCCUCUGAUCCGUGCCUUAGCAAUUCGCACAAUGGGCUGCAUAAGAGUUGACAAGAUGAUUGACUAUAUGGAGGAACCACUGCGGAAGACUCUGAGCGACGAAUCACCAUAUGUCCGCAAAACUGCUGCGAUCUGUGUUGCGAAACUCUUCGACCUGAACCCGGCCAUGUGUUUAGAAAACGGAUUUCUUGAAAGAUUACAGGAACUGAUUGGUGAUCCUAACCCAAUGGUGGUCGCCAACUCCGUUCAGGCGCUGGCAGAAAUAGGUGAAUCAGCGCCCGAGACGAACGCUCUGCAAAUCACCCCAAACACGUUGAAGAAGCUGCUUAUGGCACUCAACGAAUGCACGGAAUGGGGCCGAGUGACCCUUCUCAGCACGCUGGCUGAUUACAAACCUCAAGAUGUCAAAGAAGCAGAGCAUAUCUGUGAAAGAGUGGCUCCCCAAUUUCAGCACGUCAACUCCAGUGUUGUCGUAUCUGCAGUCAAGGCCGUCUUUCUGCAUAUGAGACAUCUACCUCUCGACACGCAAAAGUCAUACCUCAAGAAAAUGGCCCCGCCUCUUGUCACACUUGUCUCCUCAGCACCUGAAGUCCAGUAUGUGGCGCUGCGAAACAUCGACCUUUUACUUCAAAAACAGCCCGACAUCCUCAGCAAAGAGAUACGAGUCUUCUUUUGUAAAUACAACGACCCUCCCUACGUCAAAUUCCAGAAACUCGAGAUCAUGGUACGACUUGCGAAUGAGUCCAACGUGGACCAGCUGCUCGCCGAACUGAAAGAAUAUGCCCUGGAGGUGGAUAUGGAUCUCGUGCGGCGGGCUGUUAAAGCUAUCGGACAAGUCGCCAUUAAGAUCGAGAGUGCAAGUGAAAGAUGCGUGAAUGCCCUUCUGGACUUGAUCAACACCAAAGUCAAUUAUGUGGUUCAGGAGGUCAUCGUUGUCAUCAAAGACAUUUUUCGGAAAUAUCCCGGCUACGAAGGGAUCAUACCAACCUUGUGCAAAUGCAUAGAUGAACUGGAUGAGCCAAAUGCCAGGGGCUCGCUAAUAUGGAUUGUGGGCGAGUAUGCUGAGAAAAUAAGCAACGCCGGUGACAUCCUCGGUGGAUUUGUCGACGGCUUUUCGGAAGAGUUCACGCAGACGCAGCUGCAAAUUCUGACUGCAGUGGUCAAAUUGUUCUUAAAACGGCCACAGGCCGCGCAGGGGCUUGUUCAGAAGGUCCUCCACGCAGCAACAGCCGAAUCUGACAACCCAGAUAUUCGGGAUCGAGCUUAUGUCUACUGGCGACUACUUUCCAACACAAUCGAUCAAAAUGCACCCAAGAAUAUCAUCCUCUCCGAAAAGCCACCCAUUACAACCACUAUCGAAUCAUUACCUCCGACGCUCCUUGAAAGACUACUCACAGAACUCUCGACGCUUGCUUCGGUAUACCACAAACCACCCGAGCAAUUCGUUGGUCAAGGCCGCUUCGGUGCUGAUGCUGUGCAAAGAGCUGCCAUCGAGGAGCAAAUGCAGAACGCAAGAGAAAAUCCUUUGGCGGCGGCGGCUGCAGCUGCAGCAGUGCAAGGCAAAGUCCCUGAAGCACAGAACAACAUGGAGAAUCUACUUGAUAUUGACUUCGAUGGUGCUGCUCCAGCCUCGGUGUCGGAAAAACCGGCAAACGGUCUAUCCGGUCUCGAAGGCUUGGCCGGGACACCGCAACGAGUUGACUCGCCAGCAGUUGGUCAGCCGCCUGCUGCCAACAAUAUGGACGAUCUCCUUGGCGUUUUUGGUAAUGGCGAAUCCUCCACGAUGCCUAACACUUCAGGCUUUGCUGCGAUGUCUGAUAGUGAUAUCAUGAAUGGCUUUGCAUCGAUGGAUUUAUCGGGUUCCCAACCGCCACCACCGAAACAACAACUUGAUAACGCAAGCGGAAAGAAGACGAAUGAGGAUCUGCUCUCAUUAUUCUAGCUGCGAGGUAAAGCCAGAGAAUUGUCUACGCCUGAUAAGACACCAUCCUUUGCCAUUAUCAGUUGUUAACAACUUGUCGCUUGGCGAUCCAUCAAGACACUUUUGAAGCGACCGAGUGUUAUCUGGAGCUGCGUUUGCCCAUCUGCACAACUCACUGCUUCUUUACCCAUUGAGACGAGCACAUUGCGCGUGUAGGCACAAGCCAUUGCAGGCUCACGCAAAAUGUGGAUGGAGCAUUACUGUGCUUGGAUAACUCACGACUUCACUCGAUUCGCGACGGCUCAACUUUGUGCGCUUGAGAAGUCCUACUGAGCCUGUUUCAGCACCAUAUACGCAAUUGUCUUGUGGCAAACCAGGCAUUCGAGUACAAAAUUAUGAAGUUGCAGACUAUAUUGGGGAGCAGAUUUCCUCGUCCCUGGUCGCUUUCUGGAUUUCGAGACCUACGAGCUGCACCAGGCGCACCGAAGGAAGAGUAUAUACAGAUUAUGUUCUCUGGAUGCUCUUUCCUGAAUAGUAAUUUGCCGAUUGGGAGGACUCUUUCGAAGACAUAGUGCUUUUCCGCUCAGAGAUGAGUGUGCGAAUAUCUUGUCUUCAUCGGCAUCAGGAAUUUCCUGCGGUGCCGAGAUCAGCCAUAGACUUUCGACGUAGGAGCAGGAGGAAGUGUUGGGGAGAUGACACGAAGUUAGUCAAAACGUAGCUUUCCAAUGCGACAAUCAGAGCGUAUGAUGUGAGAAAGGCCAACGACGGUUCUGGGAUAUUCUGAGCCUGUACCUCGCAAUCUGAAUUGCGAACCUGUCAAGUCAAGUCAACUCAAAAGUGCAUAAUCCAAGUAGCAUGUCGCAAUAAUAGGAGAGGCAACACGGUCGAAAGUCC